CGUAUAAAGAUAUGAUACAGAGAUUGUGCUUGCUCGUAACUACGGGGAGUAGCUCAUUCACUUGUCUCAGAAACCAUAUCCAUGAUUCGUUACACUCUAACUCAACUAUAACAAAUGCAAGUGUAUAUAGACCAUUAUUAACAUCCAUUCCGAUCGCAGUUAAUAAUGUCCCCCGAUAUUUACCGAGUAGGAAUACCCCAUCAAAACACAGAACUGGCCGACAAUAAUUCCACCCAGUAAUGGAAGGACCAAAUUCCCAGAAUAGUAUUUGAAACGUAUUUGUCUGUGUGCUUUGAAUUCUAUAUACCGUUUCAGGCAUUGCAGAGGCAACAACAUCCAUGAAUAAAUUAAGAGUACGAUAAGACUCCUCCCAACUGCCAAAAACAACUUUAAUUGCCUUCCUCCGAGCAUCCCAAACAUUCAUGUAUGACACUUUAAUAUUGAACUUCGAAAAUUUGCCCAAUUAACAAUUUAACUAUACGAUUAAGCGUGGCGCUGGAAGAAUUUAUAAAUAGGCAAAGUCGCUCGUUUGAAAGGCGACUUAGGUGCAAUCCAGAGGACGACGUGGAUAAUUUAAUUAAGUCCAAGUCGUCCGUUUAACGAGCGACUUAUAAGUCGUCCGUUAAACAGGCGACUCAGACUGAAGUCUUAAUUGCCACAUCAUCUGCGACGUCGUCCUCUGGAUUGCAUCUAAGUUGCCUUUCAAACGAGCGACUUUGCCUAUUUAUAAAUUCUUCCAGCACCACGCUUAAUCGUAUAGUUAAAUUGAUAAUUGGGCAAAUUUUUGAAGUUCAAUAUUAAAGUGUCAUAUAUGAAGGCUUGGGAUGCUCGGAGGAAGGCAAUUAAAGUUGUUUUUGGCAGUUGGGAAGAGUCUUAUCGUACUGUUAAUUUAUUCAUAGAUGCUGUUGCCUCUGCAAUGCAUGGAACGGUAUAUAGAAUUCAAAGCACACAGACAAAUGGGUUUCAAAGACUAUUCUGGGCAUUUGGUCAUUCCAUUACUGGGUGGAAUUAUUGUCGGCCAGUUCUGUGUCUUGAUGGGACAUUCCUACUCGGUAAAUAUCGGGGGACAUUAUCAACUGCGAUCGGAAUGGAUGCUAAUAAUGGUCUAUAUCCACUUGCAUUUGCUAUAGUUGAGUCAAAGUGUAACGAAUCAUGGAUAUGAUUUCUGAGACAAGUGAAUGAGCUACUCCCCGUAGUUACGAACAGGCACAAUCUCUGUAUCAUAUCUUUAUACGACGUCGUAGAAAAAAACGUACGACCGGUGAGCCCUCAGGAGAGGGUGGUAGUGAUGCACCACCUCCAACUCAGGUUCAUCCUAACAUUGCUUCGUUACAUGGUACACAUAGAGCAGCACAUCCUGAUGGGGUACAUCUAAUAUUUAUUGAACUUUUUAUGAUUAUACUAAAUAUUUAAGCUAAUUCUUACUAAUUAUAUGUCUUUGUAGGGAACAAUAUUGGAAGUAGCAUCACAUCUUCUAAUGGUUCACGAAUGGCCGGUGAAUUGCCCAAGAUUUAUGGAUGUUUUAAGAAUGGUUGGGCUAGAUUGUGUUAGUCAAAUGAGAUAUUUACGGAUGAACCACCAUUUGUUGACAGCCUUAGUGGAGAGGUGGUCACCACAGAUAAAUAGUUUUCACCUAAUCGUUGACGAGAUGACCAUUACCUUGCAGGAUGUUGCUAUGAUUUUGGGAGUCCAUAUAGAUGGUCCUGCACUGGUAGGUCAUCCUGUUGUUGGAGCUGGGAGACGCUGGCUUAGUUGGCCAGACUGCUGUGAUGACCUGCUUGGGAGCCAUCCACUGGCAGAUGUUGUAUACCGGGACCCAUUCGAUCAUCGCAUCACCUUAAGGUUUCAUAUGGGACAAGCACAUUCACAGACUUGUGUUCCCCUCAGAUGGCUGCGUUGGACAUUUUGGCGUGACUCGUACUUGGACCUGAAUGAUAUGGAUUUUUGGAGGCAUGUUCGGGCUUACAUUUUGUUCAUAUUGGGUUGUCACCUUCUCCCAGAUACUUCAGGUUCAGAGAUACAUUUACAAUACCUGACUAUUAUGGAGGAUUUAGCAGUAUUCAGUACGUACUCUCUUGGAGGAGCAGUUUUAGCCCAUUUGUAUAGAGAGUUGGGAGAAGCAACACGGCCUAGUAGAGCCAACAUAGCGGGAUGCAUCCAUUUGUUACAAAUCUGGGCUUGGGAGCAUCUGCAUGUAGGACGACCACUGCUUCGUGUUCCUUUUCCAGUGGAACUUGGUGGACUAAGUGUUGGGUUCAGGUGGAAUGAGGAUCGUCUCAGAGAAUUGCCGGUCGGAAAUCUCAUUACCUAUAGAGAUGAGCUCGAUGGUUUACUAGAUAGUCAGGUAAUUUGGCAACCAUAUACGCCCGAUAUUCAAGCACAGGUUGCACAGAUUUGUUUGUCAGGGGCGGACAUUUGGACUGCACGAGUGCCUCUGAUCAGUUGGAAGAGGGUUGAGUGGCACUUGCUAAGAGAGUUGUCUAUUGGAAAUAUCAUUAGCUAUAGAGAUGAGCUCGAUGGUUUACUUGAUAGUCAGAUAUCUUCUUGA
Dendrobium catenatum is the source of this 2548-nucleotide messenger RNA. Its product is annotated as serine/threonine-protein phosphatase 7 long form homolog. The transcript has 3 exons. Gene Ontology annotation, biological process: meristem maintenance; meristem development. The record is from RefSeq and is a predicted model, not a curated record. NCBI's taxonomy places the organism in Eukaryota, Viridiplantae, Streptophyta, Magnoliopsida, Asparagales, Orchidaceae. The coding region runs from base 1478 to 2548 and encodes 356 amino acids.